This is a messenger RNA of Perca fluviatilis (European perch), 1587 nucleotides long. RefSeq names its product trafficking protein particle complex subunit 13 (gene trappc13). The record is from RefSeq and is a predicted model, not a curated record. Lineage: Eukaryota; Metazoa; Chordata; Actinopteri; Perciformes; Percidae. Gene Ontology annotation, cellular component: TRAPPIII protein complex. The transcript is spliced from 13 exons. The coding region runs from base 94 to 1392 and encodes 432 amino acids.
GCUUCCUGUAAGGUCAAAGUUCAACUGCUAGCCUAUCAUAGCUAGCUAGCAUAGUAGCAACACCACCCCGAUAAGAUAGUUUACUCUGUCACAAUGGAAGUAAAUCAAGCGAAACAAGAACACCUACUCGCAUUAAAAGUGAUGCGGUUAACAAAACCGACACUCUUCACAAACUUGCCAGUGACAUGCGAAGAUCGAGAUCUGCCAGGGGAUUUAUUUGCUCAGCUUAUGAAGGAGGACCCCUCCACCAUCAAAGGAGCAGAGGCUUUAAUGCUCGGAGAGAUGCUUACAUUACCGCAAAACUUUGGAAAUAUUUUCCUUGGCGAGACCUUCUCCAGUUACAUCAGUGUGCACAAUGACAGCAACCAAGUUGUGAAGGACAUUCUUGUGAAGGCUGAUCUACAGACCAGCUCACAGAGGCUCAACCUCUCGGCGUCAAACUCCGCAGUAGGCGAACUCAAACCUGAAUGCUGCAUUGACGAUGUUAUCCACCACGAAGUCAAAGAAAUUGGAACACAUAUCUUAGUUUGUGCUGUCAGUUACACCACUCAGUACGGGGAGAAGCUCUAUUUUCGGAAGUUCUUCAAAUUCCAGUGUGAGAAAACGACCGCAUUCAGUUUGCACUCUAUUUUCAAUCAGGUUUUGAAGCCGUUGGAUGUGAAGACAAAGUUCUACAAUGCAGAGAGUGACCUCAGUUCUGUGACAGACGAAGUGUUCCUGGAGGCUCAGAUCCAGAACAUCACCACGUCUGCGAUGUUCAUGGAGAAGGUCUCUCUCGAGCCCUCCAUGAUGUACAACGUCACAGAGCUCAACACGGUCGCAAGUGGAGAAGAUGGAGAGUCCACAUUUGGGAAAAUGUCCUACCUGCAGCCCAUGGACACAAGGCAGUACCUGUACUGCCUGAAGCCAAAGCCAGAGUACGCGGAGAAGGCAGGCGUCAUCAAGGGUGUGACGGUGAUAGGGAAGCUUGACAUCGUAUGGAAGACUAAUCUCGGGGAGAGAGGGAGGCUGCAGACCAGUCAGCUGCAAAGAAUGGCUCCAGGGUAUGGAGACAUCAGGUUGUCUUUGGAGAUGAUUCCUGACACUGUCAACCUUGAAGAACCUUUUGACAUUAUCUGUAAAAUCACCAACUGCAGCGAAAGAACCAUGGACUUGGUGCUGGAGAUGUGUAACACCAGGUCCAUCCACUGGUGCGGUGUAUCAGGGCGACAGCUGGGGAAACUCAGUCCCGGUGCCUUCCUCUCUCUGCCCCUCAUACUCCUCUCAUCCGUCCAGGGUCUGCAGAGUAUUUCUGGAUUGAGACUCACAGAUACCUUUCUGAAGAGGACGUACGAAUAUGACGACAUCGCACAAGUGUGUGUUGUCUGCCCAUAUACGAACAAUGAGUGCUAGACAUUUUAUUUCGCUUUUUGCAUUUUAGAUAUGAAUGGACCAACGGUGGAAUUCUGCACUGACAUUUCACUCUUUUUGCAACCUGAUGGGAUUAUACUGUAUUUUAAAAUAAAUUGUGAAUAAUAUGAAUCACUUUCUUUGCAAAUAAUUAUGUAAAUGUGCAUAAAUGUUAAUAAAAAAACAUCGGUCAUCUUU